CUAAAAUAGGCCCAAACAUGUCGUUUGCAGUAUGUUUCUCUCCUUCUCCCCCAGUGUUUGAGCUUCUUUGCCUCCGACUAACGCCGGCGCCGCAAAAUUCCUUCCGAUUGGAAUUAUAGAAAAUCUAAUAGAAGGUAAACGCAGCAGAUAAGAUGAAGCUGGACGUGAACGCACUGAGAUACUUAACGAAGGAUGAUUUCCGGGUUCUCACCGCAGUCGAGAUGGGGAUGCGAAACCACGAGAUUGUUCCUUCGGAGCUGAUCGAUCGCAUUGCGUCCCUAAAGCAUGGAGGAACUUAUAAGGUGCUGAAGAAUUUGCUUAAGCACAAGUUGUUACACCAUGACUCUUCCAAAUAUGAUGGAUUUCGACUUACCUACCUUGGUUAUGAUUUUCUUGCUAUAAAGACUUUGGUUAACCGUGGAGUUUUUACCUCUGUGGGUCGCCAAAUUGGUGUUGGGAAAGAGUCAGAUAUAUUUGAGGUGGCAACGGAGGAUGGUACUGUUCUUGCAAUGAAACUGCACAGGCUUGGUAGGGUUUCAUUUAGGGCAGUCAAGUCCAAGCGUGAUUAUUUGCGGCAUCGUAGAAGUUAUAAUUGGCUCUACUUAUCACGGCUUGCUGCUCUAAAGGAAUUUGCUUUUAUGAAGGCUUUGGAAGAACAUGGUUUUCCGGUUCCAAAUGCUGUUGAUUGCAACAGGCAUUGUGUGAUUAUGUCUCUGGUACAAGGAUAUCCUCUUGUGCAGGUCAAGCAAUUGCAAAACCCACACACAGUUUUUGAAACCAUCAUUGGUCUUAUUGUUCGUUUGGCUGAACACGGGCUUAUUCAUUGUGAUUUCAACGAGUUCAACAUAAUGAUUGAUGAUGAUGAGAAGGUGACAGUGAUUGAUUUCCCACAAAUGGUUUCAGUCUCUCACCGUAAUGCACAAAUGUAUUUUGACCGUGAUGUUGAAUGCAUAUUUAAGUUUUUUGGAAGAAGGUUCAACAUGUCCUCUCAAGAAAAUUCUGGUGAUUCUGAUGAUUCAGAAGCAGAAAUAGAAGAUGAAACACGGCCUCAAUUCUCUAACAUAGAGAAGAAUUCUGGUUGUUUGGACAAGGAACUUGCUGCUAGUGGUUUUACUAGGAAGGAUCAAGAUGAAAUUGAGAAGUUUAUUGAAGUAGAAGAUGUGGAGACUCCUGCUUCAGAUGAUGAAGGAAAUGAAGAACUGACCGAAACACCAACAACGGACUUUGAUUCUUUGCAACUGGACGAGAAAGAAGAAGAAGAGGGUGAAAACAAAGAGGACAUAAGUGAGGCGAAGACUGAAGGACAUGUUGAGAGUGAAGAUGGUGGGGUAGAUGAAGAGGGACAGAAUGCUGAGGGGGACGAAGAGAUGAUGAAGCGGCUGAAUAAGCAACGUAGGCGGGCCAUACAAGCGGCCCAUGGUGGAAGAAAAAACUAUACUUCCAGGAAUAGAUGCAAAGACAAAGGUGGCCGUUCAUCCAACAGCUCGAAGGUCCAGAAGAAUUUCAGUAAUUGGUAAGCGAUUGAUCGACAAAGAAACCCAACCAACCAAAAGCCACCAGCAAAAGCAUACAUAUGUAAGUUAUGGUAUUUUUAAUGCUUUUGGAUUCAUGGUUUUGUAUUGUGUAACAGUUUUAACUAUAUUUUUUAUUGAACUGAAUUUGAAAAACACUUCCCAGAGAUUGUCAGUCUUGAUAAUCACCCGCUUCCACCCUUAUGACUUAAUCCAACUAAAAGCUUCUUUUAUCG
This is a messenger RNA of Cuscuta campestris, 1747 nucleotides long. NCBI's taxonomy places the organism in Eukaryota, Viridiplantae, Streptophyta, Magnoliopsida, Solanales, Convolvulaceae. The record is from the annotation of a GenBank genome assembly.